AUGGGUUUAUUCGAUAAAGUUAAAAACGCUGUUGGUAACAACGAUGGUGGUGACAAUGAUUACGUCAAAAAAGCUGAAGGUUUUGUCGGUGAAGAUAGAGUUAACCAAUUCAAAGAUAAAGUUGGUUCAGAUAACUAUGAAAAAGGUACUGAUGCUAUUAGAAACAAAUUAUCAGGUACUUCAUUAAAUGAUGAUGAUGAUGACAAGAAAAAGAAUAAGAACUCUUCAUCAAACAGAGAUGAUGAUGAUAACAAGAAAUCUUCAUAUGGCUCUUCUUCUUCAAACAGAAAUGAUAAUGAUUCAUAUGGUUCUUCAUCAAACAAAAACUCUAGCUCUUCAUACGGUUCUUCAUCAAACAGAGAUGACGAUGACAACAAAUACGGUUCUUCAUCAAACAAAAACUCAUCAUCUUCAUAUGGUUCAUCCUCAAACAAAGAUGAUGAUAAAUAUGGUUCAUCAUCAAACAAAAACUCAUCUUCAUACGGUUCAUCAGGUAAUGAUUCAUAUGGUUCAUCAAACAAGAACUCUUCAUCAUAUGGUUCUUCAUCAAAUAGAGAUGAUGAAGAUGAUAACAAAUAUAGUUCUUCAUCAAACAAGAACUCUUCAAGCUCAUACGGUUCAUCAAACAAAGACAAAGAUGACAACAAAUCCUCAUCAUACGGUUCAUCAUCAUAUGGUUCUUCAAACAAAGAUAAAGAUGAUAACAAAUCCUCAUCAUAUGGUUCUUCAUCAUAUGGUUCUUCAAACAAAGAUAAAGAUGAUGAUAAAUAUGGUUCAUCAUCAAACAAAAACUCAUCAUCAUCAUAUGGUUCAUCUUCUAACAGAGAUGAUGAUAAAUAUGGCUCAUCAUCUAACAAGAACUCUAGCUCUUACGGUUCAUCAAACAAUGAUUCAUAUGGUUCUUCAUCAAACAAGAAUGAUAAUGAUUCAUAUGGUUCUUCAAACAAAAACUCAAGCUCAUAUGGUUCAUCAUCAAACAAUGAUUCAUACGGAUCAUCAGACAAAAACUCUAGCUCAUAUGGUUCUUCAGGUAAUGACUCUUAUGGAUCAUCAAACAAAAACUCUUCAUCAUAUGGUUCUUCAGGUAAUGACUCUUAUGGCUCUUCAAACAAAAACUCAUCAUCAUACGGUUCAUCAAACAAUGACUCUUACGGCUCAUCAAACAAUGACUCUUAUGGAUCAUCAAACAAAAACUCAUCAUAUGGUUCAGGUUCCGGUUCAGGUUCAGGUUCAGGUUCUUAUGGUUCUUCAAACAAUGAUUCAUAUGGUUCUUCAAGAAAUAACAAUGAUUCAUAUGGUUCUUCAAACAAUGAUUCUUAUGGUUCAUCAAGAAAUGAUAGAUAUUAA
Molecule: messenger RNA, 1347 nt
Organism: Hansenula ciferrii
Lineage: Eukaryota; Fungi; Ascomycota; Saccharomycetes; Phaffomycetales; Wickerhamomycetaceae
Gene: EST1
Product: Telomerase-binding protein
Exons: 1
Coding region: 1-1347 (448 amino acids)
Source: RefSeq, a predicted model, not a curated record